Messenger RNA from Centropristis striata (black sea bass), 1830 nucleotides. RefSeq names its product neutral cholesterol ester hydrolase 1-like. Gene Ontology annotation, cellular component: membrane. The transcript is spliced from 5 exons. The coding region runs from base 382 to 1602 and encodes 406 amino acids. NCBI's taxonomy places the organism in Eukaryota, Metazoa, Chordata, Actinopteri, Perciformes, Serranidae. Gene Ontology annotation, molecular function: carboxylic ester hydrolase activity. The record is from RefSeq and is a predicted model, not a curated record.
GUUGCAGCAGGACAUCCUUUUUGUAUUAAAAGGGUUGGAAAAAAAUAAAAUAAUAAUAAUAACAAUCAAAACAUUAUUAAUUUAUUUUCAGCAUUUUUAUUUCCGUGUUUGUAUUUCUUACAUUAAAAAAAACUACAUUUCCCGUCAGAAAUCGCAUUACACAAUCCUUACACUACUUCCUGGAAGGAAAUUUCAAAAUAAGAUAAUUUUAGCAUGUUGGCUGCGAUGAGAUCGACUAGAAACCUCGAACCGGCUUUUAUUUUGAAAUCGGGGUCAUUCCUCCGUGUUUCGUCGAUCCCUGGCGGAGCCACCGAUCGCCUUUGAACCGGGGGGGAUGUAACACCGUAUGAACGGUUCGGCUUCAGGUAACAGUCCGCCGCGAUGAGGCUCCGUUUGGCCGGAGCCGUGCUGCUGUCGGCGGCCGCCUACUACGUCUACCUGCCGCUACCGAGCGGCGUCAGCGAGCCGUGGAAGCUGAUGCUGCUGGACGCGCUGUUCCGGAGCUUCAUGCAGGCGAGCGACAUGGCUCAUGUGGUGGGCAUGUGCCACCGGGUGCACCUGUUGAACCGGGUGGUGUCCUGGGUGGAGGACAUCGAGGCUCGCUCCUGCCCCGCCGUGCACGUGACCGACUCCACGCUGGGCGGCGUGCCCGCCAGAGUCUUCCAGCCGAAGGGAGGCAGGCAGCUGAAGAGGGGAGUCAUUUAUUUCCACGGCGGAGGAUGGGCGCUCGGCAGCGGACGGAUGCGAUCAUACGACCUUCUUUGUCGGAAAAUGGCGGCGGACCUGGACUCUGUCGUCAUGUCUGUUGAUUACCGUCUGGCUCCGGAGGCGGUGUUCCCGGAUCAGUACCACGACGCGUUGGCGGCGUCCCGGGCGUUCCUGUCGGCUCCGGUGUUGGAGCGCUACGGCAUCGAUCCGGAGAGGCUGUGUGUGUCCGGGGACAGCGCCGGGGGAAACCUGGCCGCCGCUGUGGCACAGGAGCUCGGCUCAGACGACGGUGUGGCGGUGAAGUUCAAGCUGCAGGCGCUGAUCUACCCGGUGCUGCAGGCGCUCGACUUCUACACGCCGUCCUACCAGCAGAACCGGGCCGUUCCCAUCCUCUACAGGCCCUACAUGGCUCGUUUCUGGCUGCAGUACCUGGGCGCCGACACGUCCCUGGAGCCGCUGCUGCUCGCCAACAACCACAGCGCCCUGGACCAGCCGGCCAUCAGCGCCAGCACGCGCUCCAAGCUGGACUGGACCGCUCUGCUCCCGGCCGAACGCAGGAAGCACUUCCGGCCGGUGGUGAAAGAAACGGGAACGCCGGGAGUGAUGGGUGAAGUACCGGAGCUGAUAGACGUGAGGGCGGCGCCGCUGCUGGCGGAGCCGGAGGUCUUGGGUCGGACGCCUAAAGCGUACGUGAUGACCUGUGAGUUUGACGUGCUGCGGGACGACGGGCUGAUGUACGUCAGGCGCCUGCAGGACGCCGGCGUCACCGUGACCAGCGAUCACUACGAGGACGGUUUCCACGGCUGCAUGGUGUUCGCGUUCCUGCCGAUGAUGUCGAGCGUCGGACAGAGAAGCAUGAACAGCUACAUCCACUGGCUGGACCAGAACCUGUAGACUAACAGGAGAAACUGUUUGUGGCACCAAAGAUGAACCGGAGCAGAGAGUCUGGUACUUCAGAGCUCCUAGUGGGAUCUACGAUGAGAAGACAUGUCUUUGUUAAUUGAAUUUUUUUUGGUGGUGGUAAAAAAAUAACCUGUAACCAAAACGGUCACAGGUUUAAGCUACUGUAUUUUAACUUCUGCAGCUUCUGCAUCUUACGUAACAUUUAAAACCAAGAACUCG